Neofelis nebulosa (Clouded leopard) is the source of this 657-nucleotide messenger RNA. Its product is annotated as spidroin-1-like. Lineage: Eukaryota; Metazoa; Chordata; Mammalia; Carnivora; Felidae. The record is from RefSeq and is a predicted model, not a curated record. The coding region runs from base 1 to 657 and encodes 218 amino acids. The transcript has a single exon.
AUGGCGCGGGCCGGGGCCGACGCGCUCCCACCUCUGGGACCGGGGGAGAGUGGCGGGCGCGGGGCCGGGGGCUCGCGAGUGGAGCGAGAGGGCGAGGGAGUUGGAGGAGAGCGGCGGGGGGAGGAGACGCGGGGCGAAAAGUGGAGCUGGGCCUCGCGCGUCAGGCAACGGUCCCCGGUGCCAGGAGCCCGGCCGGGGGAGGAGGAGGAGGCGGAGGGCGUGGAGGAGAGGAGGCGCGGGCCGGUGGGCUCCGGGCUCCGCGGGGCGGCGGACGGGGUUGCGCUGGCCGGCGGCGGGACAGGGACGCGGGGAAGGAGGAGAAGGUGGCAGGCGCCGCGGGGGCCGCGGAGGGCGUGGGCGGCGGCGGGCGCUCGCUGCGCGCUGCUCGGGCUGCCCGGCGCCGGUCCGCUCUCCCGGCUCGGCUCGGCUCACUCUGCCCUCGGCCGCGCGGCUGUGCCCUCCUCAGCUCCGCCGCUGAUUGACUGGCCGGCGUGCGCGGCGACGCUCGGCAAACUUGGCCCAGCGGGCGGCACUCAGGGGGAGGGGGCGGGCGGCGGGGGCGGGGGGGGGCCGGAGACGGGCGGGAGCACGCAGGGCCGGGACGGGAGAAAACCUGGAAGCGGGCUGGGAUCCGGAGCGGCCAAAUCCACUUCCUAG